CAUCAAUUUUGGGGUUCCCGGAUGAUGUCAUCCAUAUAAUCAAAUCAACAUGGCCAUAUGUACGAAAAAGAAAAUACCAUUGGUAUGAGAGUCUACGUCUAACAUUAUACCACAUUCUACACAUUCUCCCCUGUACGCUUUACCCCAAUUUAGGGGUGUUGUGCAGUACCCAAACAAGAAGAACAACAUACAUGGCACUAGUUUUGCUGGGUUUAACUUAUUCUUUUGAGGCAAUGGAAGACCAAUUUACCCAAUUCUUCUACGAUACGGGUUCUAUGAUUUUAGUACUAGUAGUGAAACUGUUUUCUCGUGGUAGGGGAUAGGAGGGAAAUCCUUUCAGUCUAUUUUCCCAUGAAAAAGUCACAAAAAGCGAGAAAACUUGAAUAUCAACAUGUCUGGAACAACAUUUAACACCUGUACUUUGAAGCGUUGUUUUUUUCCGACACUUAUAAAGGCUGGCAUUUUGUGAACUUUCGGCAAAUACUUUGAUUGGAGAUUUUCCCAUGAAAAAGUCACAAAAGGCGAGAAAACUUGAAUAUCAAAAUGUCUGGAACAACAUUUAACACCUGUACUUUGAAGCGUUGUUUUUUUCCGACACUUAUAAAGGCUGGCAUUUUGUGAACUUUCGGCAAAUACUUUGAUUGGAGAUUUUCCCAUGAAAAAGUCACAAAAGGCGAGAAAACUUGAAUAUCAAAAUGUCUGGAACAACAUUUAACACCUGUACUUUGAUGCGUUGUAUGUUUCCGACACUUAUAAAGGAAAUAGUAUGUGUAUUGCCAUUUCCAAUGUUCGCAAACCUGUCAAGUAAUACAUUAUUCAUAACUCACCCGUAGUCUAUGAAUGCGCCUAUACAAACAAAUAGUAGUAGUAUUGUCUACGUACGUGUCAAUUGCAUCGCCAGAUGGCAGCGUUUUCACCGACCUCCGUCAUCAAUAACCGGUUUAUCUUGUUUUGUGUAACCAAUGAGAACAGUUUUUUUGUUUGCUUGGUCUAUUUAACCAGUUUGCAGAGUUAAGAUACUAGUAAUCACUUUUACAUCUCGACGAAAGGCAGUCUUGUUUUCAGCCAUGCCAAAAAGAGUAAAGAUUCCACGUGAGAUUAUCGUUUGGUGCCCAAGCGACGGCAAGUAUACUUCAGGGCCCACAAGGAGGCUGCUUCAUCCGGACUUUUACGACAAGGCUGGUGAAAAUGGCGCAGAGGUUAAGAUCUUGUACGAAGGGGAACAAUUUGACGCGAACGUCGUAUUCUCCCAUGAUAAUCACAACGAGAUACUGCGUAUCUUGAACGCUGACCAUGAAGACCUUGCUGACGGUGAAGUGUGGGUUCCACCAACCCGGCGCCAGCCGCUAGCUCCAGCGAAGGAAAACAACAAGACUCAGAAACGAAAAAUGGACAAGGAAAGUGGUGGAGUUGCUAAGAAGAAGCGCGGGAAGGAAAAUAGGAGAGAGAAGAACCACAAUGAAAAUGAACAGACACGAGGAAAAGGGACGGCGAAAAAGAAAGGGACAACAAAAAAGGGAGCCACAGUAUUGGCUGCUGCAACGCCAAAACAAAGGGACCAGCCAGAGGAACAGCCCGACACAGAGAGGGAACGUGCGGCCCCUACCCCCGAGGUUCAGCCCGACACAGAGAGGGAACGUGCGACCCCUACCCCCGAGGUUCAGCCCGACACAGAGAGGGAACGUGCGACCCCUACCCCCGAGGUUCAGCCCGACACAGAGAGGGAACGUGCGACCCCUAGCCCCGAGGUGCAGAGAGAAAUGGCAGCUGAACAUCUGACAGAAGAUGUUAACUUAGGGGAGGCUGACACUAGCUUGUUUGGAAUAGGUAGAUUGAUAAGCGAGACUAUGGAGACAACAUUAUCCUUCCGGUCACUCCUGUCACUAGAUACAACAGAGACUGCCCCUGAAAGUUCGACAUCCUUCCAGACACCAGCAUUCCAGUCCACACCAUCCUCAUCACUGCAGACAUCUUCAAGAUCACGAACACCAUCGCCUCUACCACCAAGGUCACCAUUAUCAUCACCCCAGCGAUCUCCUCCAACAUCAUCACCCAGUCAAUCACCAUCACACCGUUCAGCGCCAAUGUCCAUGGAGGAAAGGAUUUCAAAAAAUGAAAGAGACAUUCAAGAAAUUUUGAGAAUACUGAAAAAUCUGCAGAAUGGUGCUGCCACACCUAUUACACACACACCUGCCCGCCCACGCACCGCUCCAAAGAGGAGAGUUCAGACCACUGACCAUCGGAGGUAUAUGUUAUCAAACGAGGAACUGGAACAUUCGUACCUAGAUGCCGGGCGAACAAAUACCCCCCUGUUUGCAUUGCACUGCGCCCGGCAAAUGUUUACAGAGGGGGAGUUCCUCCGGUGCAAUGUAAAUGGUACUAUGGGCAGACAGAAACUGGACGAAGUGAGAAUGGACAAGAUCAAAGAGUACACAGCAAAGUACUUCAACCUCAACACAAGCCACAAGCUGAAGAUGGCCUGGAAAGCAUGCUGUGACAGCAUUAACACGUGGGCCAGAACAGUGCGGGCACAGCAUGGCCGCAUUGGGUAGAAACUGUCAAUCCAACAUCUUAACCCUUGUCCUGCUGGCAUUUUUUACACAAUAUUUUUCAGUAAUUUGAUGUCUUAAUCAGGUCAUAGACCCCUGACAUUUUUUUG
Molecule: messenger RNA, 2659 nt
Organism: Branchiostoma belcheri (Belcher's lancelet)
Lineage: Eukaryota; Metazoa; Chordata; Leptocardii; Amphioxiformes; Branchiostomatidae
Product: flocculation protein FLO11-like
Exons: 5
Coding region: 1068-2552 (494 amino acids)
Source: RefSeq, a predicted model, not a curated record